This is a messenger RNA of Bufo gargarizans (Asiatic toad), 815 nucleotides long. RefSeq names its product ybeY metalloendoribonuclease (gene YBEY). Gene Ontology annotation, biological process: rRNA processing. Gene Ontology annotation, molecular function: metalloendopeptidase activity. NCBI's taxonomy places the organism in Eukaryota, Metazoa, Chordata, Amphibia, Anura, Bufonidae. The record is from RefSeq and is a predicted model, not a curated record. The transcript is spliced from 5 exons. Bases 110 to 616 code for a protein of 168 amino acids.
CCGCAAUGAAGGUUCCGAUGUCGCCUGGGUUCCGUUUCUCCUGCUGUUUGGGCGCACGCACUGGUUACGCUAGUGUUAUGAAGAUUUCCAGAUUUAUAACUUGUGGGUUAUGUCUCUGCUUAUACGGAACUUGCAGUGUGUGAUUCCGCUUCGUCGAGCACCUUUACGCAAGAAUUUAGAGGUUGCCAGAAAAUGUCUCAAGGUGGAGAGGUUUGACGUUGGGGUCAUAUGUACAAGUGAUACAAAGAUCCGUCGGUUAAACAGACUCUACAGGCGACAGGACAAAGCCACAGACGUAUUGUCCUUUCCAUUUCAUGAGAAUUUGCGCCCUGGAUUAUUACCUGAUCCACCAUUCCCAGAUGAACACAAUUUAGGAGACAUUUGCCUCGGGGUUGAGUUUAUUUAUCAGCAGUGCCAAGAAACAAAGGAGGAUUUUAACAAUGUCUUGACCGUGACUGCAGUACAUGGCCUAUGUCAUCUGCUUGGUUAUACACAUCAAGAUCCAGAAGACUGGAGAAAGAUGUUUGAGAAAGAAAGUGAAGUUCUAACGGAGAUAAACAGAGCUACCGGAUCUGCACUACAGCCACUGUCUUCAGAUCAUUUUGACCAACCAUAAUACAGUCUUGUACCCCAAAAGCUUCUGUUAUGUUUCCUCACUUCUGAAUUCAUGAAUGCACUUGUAUACUGGAAGAAAUGUAAACUUGGGCCCCUUGCAGACGAGCGUGUGUCGCGCUGCGAGUCCUCAGCCAGCGCAGCUCCCAGCCUGACCUCCCAGCACUGACGGGGGUCACAUAGCAUUAUAUUGAUUUAUGAUG